AUGGUCGCCUUGGCACCCGGUGCGGAAAUUGUCCCCACUACAUACCACCCCAAGCUCGGGAAUGGAAUGCCGUCUUUGGACAAUGGAAUGCCCAAUCAGAAAGUCGGCGUGAAGACUGUGGAGGUUAAGCCUCCUGAAUAUGACAGCGCCGAUCCGGCUAUUACCUCAAACAGAAAUGGUACCAAACACGAACAAAAUGGGAUCAACGGAUCCAUCGCCUCUGAGAGCUCGCAUGCUCUAUCUGAAAAUGAAUCGAUGACCAUGGAGGUAUUGAAGAUUAUCGAAAGUUAUGGUGUUGACUAUGAGAAAGCGGGUAUUUCCUGGAAGGGCUUUGAGUCUUUCGUUCCAGUUGUCCUGGAGCAAAUUGUCAGACAAGAGCCAAUCCGGAUGAUCUUGCCCGCAUUCCCUUUCAAGUCACCUAAUUCGCGCAAUAAAGUGCUGGGCACUAUGCCCGACUUUGGUGAAGAAUUGGCGUUGGCCCAUUUGAAUGGACUUUGCCAAAACAUCGGCGAAGUAUACGCCCCUGGUGCCGACGUCUACAUCAGUUCGGAUGGACUGGUAUACAAUGAUAUCCUGGGCGUCCCCGAUGAAACCGUUUGGGACUAUGGAGAAACUCUGCGAAAAAUGGCCAUUGAGAAAGAGCUCCAUCAUGUCAAAUUCAUUCGUCUUUUCGAACUUCUCGAGCAUCCAUGGUUCCCAUCCUCAACUCCGGAGGCUGCCAAGGCAACCUAUCUCGCUCAUGCUAGUUGUCUCCGUCGAGAACUGAUGUACACCUUCGCUGACCCGACCUUCGACGCGACGGAGGCUAUCAAAACCGACAAUGAUACAUGCCUGACAUAUCGCGGUUACAUCAAGUUUUUGACCAAAGAUCUAGCGCAUCUGGAAGACAAGGACAAAACUAUGUCAAAGCGCGCUCGACAAGCUCAGAUUGCCGACACGGCACGGCAGAUGAUCAUUCGGGGCAAAAUGUUCGCGGCGGCCAUCAGAGCUAACCGUAAAGACUAUGUACGACUGUCUAUCCACGAGUCCGCGGGCGAGAAAAAGCUUUCUGUCUCGCUUAUUCCACAAAUCCGAGGCUCACUGGGUUUCACACCUUGGCACUCCUCUGUGGCUGUCGGACUGGACGGUACGUAUCGCACGGUCCAUGCCGAAGACGUACGCGACACGCACGACCUCAUCUAUAAGAACGGACAACCCUAUUUCUUCCGCGAGAGAUCAAGUCUCUUUGACUGGACCUCGGACGGCUUAUCCGUCAAGUUCGAGCAUCUCUAUCCCUGCGGACUCAUCAUCCGCCCUGCCGAUAUCGACAAUGUCAAUCCACCACCAUCAAUCCGCUCCAUCCCCAUGAAAAAGGUCCGCCAACUGUCGAACGGCAUGUCGCCAAUUGUCCUACGAGGAUUUUCCGAGACUCUAGAGGAAGAACUCUACGUUAAGAAGGGAGAAGAGCUCGGCAGCAUUCUCCCGUGGAGCUUCGGCAUAAUCCAAAAGGUACGGGACAACGGCCGCUCCGACAAGAUGGGCAACAACGUGACCUCAAACGAGGCCAUGCCGAUGCAUUUCGAUGGGAUGUUCAAAUUCGACGAGAUCACAGACCCAGAAACGGGCGAGAAGAAGAAAGUCCAACAUCCACCCGGCUAUCAGUUUUUCACUUGUCCUGCCACUGCGCCGAAGGGCAACGGGUACACCUUGUUUGCGAGCUCCCGACUGUUUUUCCGGUACCUGCCUCUCCCUUGGACUGCUGAGCGUCUUGAAAAGGUUACCUGGGCGAUGGAUAAUGAUGGGUUCUGGGAUGCGAAGCUCAACAACCUGCACUUGAUCGUGAAGCAUCCUGUCUCUGGACUACCGUGUCUACGUUGGCAUCAGCCUUGGGAUUCGACCAAGACCAAAUUCUCCACCUGUGAUGUUACAAUUGAGAAUGACGAUAAUGACUUGGUCAGGGUUGUGGAUCGCAUCACGUACGACCACAGAGUUUGUCUUCGCUUUGCUUGGGAGAAGGGUGAUCUGCUGGUUAGUGAUAACACUGCUAUGCUGCAUACUCGCACUGGAUAUAUCAGUGACUGUGACCGGGAACUGUGGCGAAUCCACUGUGACUGA
This is a messenger RNA of Penicillium egyptiacum, 2094 nucleotides long. The record is from the annotation of a GenBank genome assembly. NCBI's taxonomy places the organism in Eukaryota, Fungi, Ascomycota, Eurotiomycetes, Eurotiales, Aspergillaceae.